Messenger RNA from Penaeus vannamei (Pacific white shrimp), 1096 nucleotides. Lineage: Eukaryota; Metazoa; Arthropoda; Malacostraca; Decapoda; Penaeidae. The record is from RefSeq and is a predicted model, not a curated record.
GGUCUGAAAAUCAUGCUCAACCAAAUGUGCAACAAGACAAGAUGGAUCCAAAUUACAAGAUUGAUUUCACAAGCCUAUACAAGGAUCUUCCAUCCAAGUUGUCUUCAAAGAUGACAGAGAAUUUAUCUGUUCCUCUGGCUUUUAUUGCACUCCUUCACUUAGCCAAUGAACAUAGCUUGAAACUGGACAGCGAUGGAAGCAUGAGAGAUUUUACCAUAUUGCAAGGAUAACACAUCUAUUGCUGUUGCCUUGUAGUCCAGUGUAAAAAGAACACAACAUGUAUUGCUAAUGUGUCGAUUUUAGAGUGAUAUCAAAUUAUGUUUUUAAAGUGUGUGAAGACUGGUAGGAUUUUGUUAGAUGGAGCAACUAAAUUCAUUGCUUUUGUAUUUCCUUUUGUCUGGUAACAAUAGGAUGAAUAAACAUAUUUUCUGUUUUUUUUUUUUUUUUUUUUUUCUUUCUUUCUUUCUUUGUGUUUUCAGUCUUAAGAAUUAAUGACAAAUGUUGAUACACAGAGUCUUAUAUACUUUUCUAAAAUACAUAAUUAAUUUUAAAUGAAAAAUGAUCAUGUUUUAUUAUACAAAGUAAAUUAUGAUUAGAAAUAUCUUUCUUUAAGCUUUUUGGAUAUAUUCAUUAUUUGUUAUUUGUCAUUAUUUUUACAUAUUAUAGUAACUUAGAUUGCCACAUGGAUGAAAGUAUUUUAAUUGUAUUGUGGACAGAAAGUCUGUAAGGCAUACACGCACACGCACACACACACACACACACACACACUUGCUUGAGAGUAUCAGUGAUGUUGAUAUCUAUAUCUUUGGUGUUUUCAUUUUCUUUUGUCUUUGACCACUGUCACAUUUGGGUAAUUGAGUAUGUAUUGAUUUUAGUUAGCAGAGUCUUUCUUUUAGUAGCAGGUCAUGGAAAUUGAAUCAUUUGUUCUAUUUAUUUUCAGGACAUGUAUAGCUGUAUGAUUUUAUGUAAUAUAUUCAUUCUUUUAUAUAGUUUCUUUAUAUUAUAAUUGCCAGUAAUUUUUUACUGUGCUGCAAUGUUAGAGUAUAAAUUUUUGUAGAUAGCAAACUUAUGAUUUCAUAAAGGAAUUGUAAAAGAA